CGAGGGUUUUGGGUUGGGGAAGAUUGAAGAAGAGCCUUCAGAAACCCUGCUGGAACUACACGCGAGGAGCGAUCAUGGGCGAGCCAGUAAGAGGAACGGUGACUUCUCUCUCAUCAGUUUUCCCGCCGGAGGAAUCGGUGAAAGCCUCCAGGCGAGUACAUGAAGCUAUUUCAGAGAGCCAGAAAGGGCUAGACAAGCUCCAAGGUUUCAUCUCUGACAAUACUAACCUUAUCAACCUAGUGCAGAAACUUCCAGAAGAACUCCAUCAUGAUAUCAUGGUUCCAUUUGGAAAAGCGGCUUUCUUUCCUGGUCGUCUUAUUCACACCAACGAGUUCCUGGUUCUUUUGGGGGAAGGUUAUUAUGCUGAUAGAACAUCCAAACAAACCAUUGACAUUUUGAGGAGGAGGGGGAAGACACUGGAUACUCAAGUUGAUUCCAUUAAGGCUGAAAUGAAGGAUCUUAAGGUUGAAGCAUCAUUUUUUGAAUCUACAGCGGUUGAAGCAGCGGAGGGUCUUGUGGAGAUAAGGGAGGAAUUGGAUGAUAUCCCUGCUGAAACCAUGUCGAAAACAGGCCAGCAGAAUCAAGAAAGUCUCAGUUCGAAAGCUGGUGACAAUAAAGUUGUAGAUGGUGAUGAUGAAUUUGCUCGCAUAAUGUCUAGGAUGGAUGAACUCGAGAAAGAAGAACUUGCUGCAGAGAGUAUGAAUGAGUCCGAAGAAGAAUUUGCUGUAGAGAGUGUGAACGAGUCCGAAGAAGAACUUGUUUCUGAGAGUAUGAAUGGGUCCGAUGAAGAAGAACUUGUUGCUGAGAGUAUGGAUGGGUCUGAUGAAGAAGAACUUGCUGCUGAGAGUAUGAAUGAGUCUGAUGAAGAAGAACAUGCUGAUAAGAUGUUCACAGACGGAUUUCAAAAAAAGGAGCUUGCAACUGAAGAUUUUGUUGUAAAUGAUGAGUAUAAACCCCUAAAAGACCAUAUUUUCUCAUCUGGCCAAAGAAGCACAGUGCAGGGGAUUUUGAAUCAUACCAUGAAGCUGUCAAAGCAUGACAUGACGGGUGAUGAAGAGGGGAGUAAACUCAAAAUCCAACAAAAUUUAUCAGAUGACCUCUGUAAGCCCUUGAGUAAUCAAAUCAUUCCAAACCAUCCAUCCCAAGCAAUCAGAACUAACAAUAUGGAGAAUGUGAAUGUGCAUUCAUCAUUUGAAGAGAGAUCUUCUAGUGGUGGCAAACGAGUAACAUUUGCGGAUUCUGGUGUUACUGAGAGAUCUCCUGCGUCUUCUCAAGUGAAGGACAAUGUUCACUCCAAUUCUGCAUCAAAGACUAUUAUAGGCUCAAUCGUUGAGCACACACACAACUUAAACAUAAAUCAGAGUGGACAAGUGGCACCACCUCCUAAGCUUGAAUCAUCAAAACCAGUGUCCAGAUUCAAAAUGAAUAGAAAGUAGAUCACAGUGGCUUUGGCAGUUCAUUUCAUAUUGAAUCGACAAAAAUGGAAAAUACAAAAAGGAUUUCUCUCCAAGUCUCCCAAAAAGUAACUGUGUGAGAAGGUAAGGUUGAAAGAUUGCUUUUUCUGUUUUUUGACCCUUUUAGAUUCAAUGGAUUAUACAAUUUUGAGAAGAAACACACCAAUCUAUUAAUUGUAAGGGUUCCCCAUUUUCUAUUUAAAUGUAUAUGAAAUUCCAAAUUUUUCUUUUUGUGUGAAGAAAAUAUUCUAUCCUUAAAGAGAACUGCAUGGGUGCCCCAGUUUUUGUUUUUGUUUUUAAAGAAAAGGCUCAUUUUGCU
Molecule: messenger RNA, 1773 nt
Organism: Impatiens glandulifera
Lineage: Eukaryota; Viridiplantae; Streptophyta; Magnoliopsida; Ericales; Balsaminaceae
Product: RNA polymerase II subunit 5-mediating protein homolog
Exons: 10
Coding region: 75-1436 (453 amino acids)
Biological process (GO): negative regulation of transcription by RNA polymerase II; negative regulation of phosphatase activity
Molecular function (GO): phosphatase inhibitor activity; chromatin binding; transcription corepressor activity
Source: RefSeq, a predicted model, not a curated record